AUGACGCGCACCGAGCCCACCCAUAGCAACAUGUCCUGGGAGACAAAGAGUAUUGGUGCCAUCGAUGAUGGCAACCGGAUUGAUUCGGUCGGCCAGGAUGCCCGGCCUAGAGGACGAAUCCGCCGGUCUAUGACUGCCUGCAAUACAUGUCGCAAGCUGAAGACCCGGUGCGACCUGGAUCCACGCGGCCAUGCUUGUCGUCGCUGCCUUUCACUCAGACUCGAGUGUGAAUUGCCGGAAACCCAAGAUCGUUUCUUUCAGGACAAUGUGUCGACAUGGUCCGAGGCUAACGCUGCCAUUCCCUCGAUCGAGGAACGACUGGUCUCGUUGGAACGCGGCAUGGGCGAGAUGAUAAACUUGAUGCGGCAGAUGGCUAAUCAGUCAUCUAACGCUUCGGGUAGCCCUAACUCGCAUGCAGCCAGGAGUUUGGAUGAUUCGCCGAGCGAGCAUGGCCAGGUGCCCUCUUUUUCACUCAAGCCGGUCCAACUCAUAAGAGAUUUGCAGAUCGAGUGCUUUAAUGGGCGAGAUAACUAUACUACUGAUGUCGAUCUCCUGGGCGACAUCGUUUCCCAGGGAAUCAUAGAUGCUAAACUUUCCUUGAAGCUUAUUGAACUCUUCGCGGAAUAUUUUGGCCCUUGGGUCUCAAUAGAUCUUUCAUCUGGCAUACAACGGACAGAUACACUUCUUUUCAACACUGCCUGCUUGUUAGCUUCUCGGUAUUUGCCAGGCAUGCCUUCAAAUACCGUCCAUGAGAUCUCCCUUCAAGUGCAACAUGCUGUAACCAAAGCUUUAUGGCGAAAAACACCCUUGUCAAAUGACUGCCUUCAGGCGUUAGCCCUUCUUUGCCUAUAUCCUACAUCCAGUCACAAGGAAGGGUUUAUGGAUGGCUGGUUGCUGAGCGGGAUCUCAGUUAACCACGCCUUACUUUCAUUCACUUUCCUCAACCAACCAUCUAAUAAAAGCAUUUUGAGCGAUGAGAUACUUUCUCAGCUGCGUAUCUGGAACACAUUCUGUCUUACACAUUUACAUUCUGCUCUCGGCUAUGGCCGUUCGGUCAACGUGCAGCCGCAUUAUCUCGACCUUUGCACCCGCAUUUUAGAUCAUCCCAGAGCCACUUCCGAAGAUGGAAGAAUCCUUGCAGAGAUUCAACUCUACCGCAUUGCAUUGAAGCUCCAAAAUGAUCCUCAACGGCUCCGUUUCGCCGAGCCCGAAUACGAGGAAAUCGAGCGUUGGAAGAUCGAAUGGGCCCAUCUUCUUAGCAAUGAAGGCUCAUCAACACUCGAACUAAGCCUCUGGUUCAGCCAACUUCUCCUGCACCGCACAGCAACCCGCCUCCGACCAGAAUCCGACCGCCUAGCGCCCGAAAUAUGCAGCAACGCGCGUCUGAUCAUCUCCCGAUCCCUCCAAACCCGCUUCUCAGCCGCACCGGGUCUAACAGAUAAUGUGUACUACAUCCUCGGCUAUGCUGCUUUGACACUAUGCGACUACAACCCCUCCGACCCAUUGAUUGAUCAAGUGCGCUCAUUCCUUCUGCACCUCGCUCCGAACAGCGAUCACAUUGCAUAUCGGAUCGCCUACAUCGUCAACGAAGUCCAGCGCCGCUAUGGAGAAGCUUCGGACCCGGCUUCCCCUGGUGCAGAUGUCAUGAAGAGUAAUCUCUUCGCGGCGCCACGCACGGAGAAUAUCGAUUUGUCGACACUGAUGCCUGCGGGUUCUAUGGAGAGCCUUGAUGGAUAUGCGUGCUUUGAUCACCUUAUCCCGGCUGGGUAUGUGCCACCGCAGCCGACCUACCAAGCUCAGACUAUGUUCCAGCCACCUACGCACCCUACUGGUGGGUCAAUGCCUGUGGCCUUGGUACCAAGGAUGAUUCAUGACUUUUGA
Messenger RNA from Penicillium atrosanguineum, 1881 nucleotides. RefSeq names its product Zn(II)2Cys6 transcription factor domain-containing protein. The record is from RefSeq and is a predicted model, not a curated record. Gene Ontology annotation, biological process: regulation of DNA-templated transcription. Gene Ontology annotation, molecular function: zinc ion binding; transcription cis-regulatory region binding; DNA-binding transcription factor activity, RNA polymerase II-specific. The transcript is spliced from 5 exons. The coding region runs from base 1 to 1881 and encodes 626 amino acids. NCBI's taxonomy places the organism in Eukaryota, Fungi, Ascomycota, Eurotiomycetes, Eurotiales, Aspergillaceae. Gene Ontology annotation, cellular component: nucleus.